Melitaea cinxia (Glanville fritillary) is the source of this 1851-nucleotide messenger RNA. RefSeq names its product ras-like protein family member 11B. The record is from RefSeq and is a predicted model, not a curated record. The transcript has 6 exons. NCBI's taxonomy places the organism in Eukaryota, Metazoa, Arthropoda, Insecta, Lepidoptera, Nymphalidae. Gene Ontology annotation, molecular function: GTP binding; GTPase activity. The coding region runs from base 1 to 705 and encodes 234 amino acids.
AUGAGGGACGAGCGUGCCAGUCCUCCGCGCGUGCGCAUCGCUGUCAUUGGAAGCUCUCGCGUUGGCAAGUCUGCUCUUAUCGUACGAUACCUUACUAGGAGAUAUAUAGGAGAAUAUCAUUCAAAUACAGAUCUCCUCUACAGACAAACGGUUCCAAUAAAUGGAACUCCAGUUGAAUUAGAAGUAAUUGACGUAUCUGGAUCGAACGCUGACAAAUUUCCGUCUGAACAGAUUCAGUGGGCUGAUGCCUGUCUUCUUGUUUACUCCGUUACGGAUAGAAGUAGUUUCGACUACGCCACAGAGAUUUUAAACACAUUAAAAAGAACGCCUAUGCAUGGAAGCCCAGCCCAUGGACCAGCGGGAGCGCAGUCAGGAAUGCCUCUCGCACUAUUGGGGAACAAAACAGACUUAGAUCAUCUACGACAGGUACCAACAAAAGAGGGUCAAGCUGUUAGCGUAGCGUACGGUGCCACGUUCAGUGAAGCGAGUGUGGCCGACAAUUCCGGCGAUCUCUAUCGUUGCGUUGACCGCUUGUUAGCUGAAGUACGCACUCCACAGCGAACGAGAAAAUUUUCUGUGACGAAGAUGUUAGGAUCUUUAAUAGGUGGAGCAACGAAUAAUAACCAAACAACCCGCGGAUCCGUAGUGGCGUGCCCGAGAGUGCCCGCGCCGUCGAGGCCUCCACUAGCGGCCGCUGCACCCUGACCGACCCUGGAACCCACGGACCGCGCACGCUGACGUUUCGCCGGUGCCGUAUGCCUCGUCUGUCUACCAGUACCAUCACGAUUCUCAUCACCACUGCCUAAUAUGUAAACCUCUUCCGCAAAAAAAAUAUGAAGACAUUUCUUCGUUGAGAAGAGGAUAAACACAUUUUUUGGUUUCAUUUUACAGUGAUUGGUGGUUGAAGACAAUGCGCCUAAGUGCUGGUGUAUUUUUAAGCUUUAAAUUUCCGUUGCUUUGUUUUUUUAGGUGUAUUUUAUGAUAUUAUAAAUCUUAUUUACAAUAUGACAAAAUACACCUAAAAGAACUUAGCAAAAUACAUAUUUUAUCGUAACUUUGACAAUAAUCAUAUCUUGGAGUCAUCGUUAGUAAAGAUACCUGAUAGAUAUCGUGCCAAAGAACUAAAAUGACUAUAUAUGAUAAACGAUGUAAAAGGACACAUUUUUAGAGAAAAUUUUCUUACUUUUUCACUUUAUGCGCAAACGGGGACCCAAAAUCCAGUAGAUCAAUUUCAUUGUAUAAAUUAUGAAAAUGUUAAUUACGUAUUUUUUUUAUACUGUAGAAAAUAAAACGUUCUCUAUAUAUCUACAAAAUAUCUUAAAUAUUUAGAAUUAUGAUGAGACGAUCAUUUGUGACUCGAUAAAAACUUUUUAUAUAGGUGUAACAAUACACUAGGUACAUACAAUUAGUUAAAAUUCAUACACGAUUUUCUACUUUUGCAUUGUAUUAAUCGUAAGAAUUUUUAUGGUAUACAUAACAAUUUUUACUACUUACUGUAACUUGAAAGAAGAAAGAAGGGAUACAUAUAUAGAACUAUUGCAAAUUUUUAAGGCUGCUUUUCUAUAAAUGUAUUUCUAUAAAGAUCAUAUUAUUCUCACAAAAAUUUAAUUUUGCUAAUCUAUAGUAUAAUCCACAACUAGGCUAUAUCAACAAUGGCAAAUAGAUAUAAAAUAGCUUAUUGUAACAAUAACAAAGUAUGAAAAAAACACUGUUCUUUUAAGAAUUGACAUUCCGAUUGAAAGUAUGAAAAAACUGUAAAGUUCUUAUUCGUGUGAGUUUCAGAUUUUUUUGCAUUAUUUAUUAGUUUCAAAUUACUUAUACAUAUGAACAAAAAUUCGAAUAUAUUAGAUA